Molecule: messenger RNA, 1607 nt
Organism: Pelobates fuscus (common spadefoot toad)
Lineage: Eukaryota; Metazoa; Chordata; Amphibia; Anura; Pelobatidae
Gene: GPR39
Product: G protein-coupled receptor 39
Exons: 2
Coding region: 108-1475 (455 amino acids)
Biological process (GO): G protein-coupled receptor signaling pathway
Cellular component (GO): membrane
Molecular function (GO): G protein-coupled receptor activity
Source: RefSeq, a predicted model, not a curated record
UCACUGAGUGUGAGUGUUUUCAUUCAUUGUGAGUGUCUCUCCAAUUGUCACAGAGUGAGAGUGCCUGAGAGAUAGUGCCCCUGAGCGUGAGUGCCCUUUAGUGAGUCAUGAUGGACGAGCUGCCCAGUUGUGCCCAGCGCAUUGACUCCUCUCAUAUCCCUGAGUUUGAGGUGCGGCUCGGGGUGAAGGUGACUCUCACAGUCCUGUAUGGGCUUCUCUUGGUUGCUGGGCUGCUGGGCAAUUCCUUAACAAUUCGGGUAUGCUCAGUGCUUUGCACCCGGGGCUACCUCCAGCCACCAGUCAGUCGCCACAUGGUGAGCUUGGCCUGCUCAGACCUGUUGCUGCUCAUUGUUGGACUGCCAGUGGAGUUGGUAUGGGGGGUCUGGCUGCCCUUCUCUUCUAGCCCAGGGGACAUGGCCUGCAAACUGUACUCCUUCCUCCUGGAGGCCUGUAGCUAUGCCACCAUCCUACAUGUGGCCACCCUCAGCCUGGAGAGAUACACUGCUAUCUGCCACCCUUUCCGCUUCCAGGUCCUGUCUGCCUCCAAGACUAGCUACCUGCUUAUCGCUUUGGCCUGGCUGAGUUCGCUGUGUGUAGCCGUUCCUCUUCUUUUUACUAUGGGAUCAGAAUAUCCACUCACCCCUACAGCAGGUCAGCAUUCAAACUGCAGCUGGACAUCUCAAAGUACCAACAAACUGGUCCCCACUAGUAACCUGGUCACUGCUUCUAAUAUAACUUUGUGCACCAACCUCUCCAACAGAUGGCCAGCCUUUCAGGCCAGUGUAUUCUCAGCCUUCUGUGUCUACAUCGUGGUACUGGGCUCUGUGGCCUUCAUGUGUCGCAGGAUGAUGAUCGUCUUGAUGGCCACCAAGAAAGGGACAGUGACUGUUAAAGGCUACGUGGGGGGUGCUGAAAUGACUAGGAGCAGCUCUUCCGAAGCAAAAUCGGCUCGAAAGCAAACCAUCUUCUUUUUAGGACUCAUUGUUGCCACUCUAGCAGUUUGCUGGAUGCCCAAUCAGAUUCUACGCAUUAUGGCAGCCACUACCCCAAAACAGGAAUGGUCAGUUCACUACUUCCGCACCUACGUGACGCUGCUUCCCAUAGCCGACACCUUCUUCUACCUGAGCUCAGUGAUAAACCCCAUCUUAUACAACAUCUCUUCAAAACAAUUCCGGGAGGUCUUUGUACAGGUCCUGCGCUGUCGCCUGACCAUUGAACAUGCCAACAAAGCCAAAUUCCUGCACAUACAAAACUCAGCUAAAAGCAGCACAAAUCAUAAACGCCCUUUAAUUCUCAGAUCCUUCCGACAAAGCUUUUCUUCAAACUUGGCAAUGGAGAAGCCACUGAGCACUUUUCAAAAACAGCCUGAGUCUAAUCAGACCUCAUCAAGCGGAACCUCAGCCGCUCCAGACAUGGAGCUACAAGUGGUCGAAACAGCAACCCAGGAGAACGGUUUGUGUGAAAGUGAAAUCUGAGGAGUAUGAUAUUAGAAAAAGACAGAGUAAAACACUCGGCUUUAUGUGCUUCUUUAUUACACGUUCAUCAUGUGCAUGAAUGUGUGGCCCUUUACUGGAACAGAACACCAGAUUAAUUCUGGCCUAACAUAA